AUGAUCAGCCAGCCAGCACCGCAAAAUCGAUCCGGGGCACUGACGAUUGGGCAAGUGUGGACUACUCGAACAACCUCACUUCUCAACCUUCCGCCCCUCCGCCGAACGAAACCGUCGACACUCCAACAAUUCGUCCAACUAUCCCCCCCUUUCGACAAACUCGGGCAAACGAAAGUCAAGAUGGCUGUUCCAGGCACUCAGAUCUCCAAGCGCAGAAAGUUCGUCGCCGAUGGCGUCUUCUACGCUGAGCUCAACGAGUUCUUCCAGCGCGAGCUGGCCGAGGAGGGCUACUCCGGCGUCGAGGUCCGCGUCACCCCCACGGUAACCGACAUCAUCAUCCGUGCCACCCACACCCAGGAGGUUCUCGGCGAGCAGGGCCGCCGCAUCCGCGAGCUCACCUCGCUCAUCCAGAAGCGCUUCAAGUUCCCCGAGAACUCCGUCUCCCUCUACGCCGCCAAGGUCCAGAACCGCGGUCUCUCCGCCGUCGCCCAGUGCGAGUCCCUCCGCUACAAGCUCCUUAACGGUCUCGCCGUCCGCCGCGCCUGCUACGGUGUCCUCCGCUUCAUCAUGGAGUCCGGCGCCAAGGGUUGCGAGGUCGUCGUCUCCGGCAAGCUCCGCGCCGCCCGCGCCAAGUCCAUGAAGUUCACCGACGGCUUCAUGAUCCACUCUGGUCAGCCCGCCAAGGACUUCAUCGACCACGCCACCCGCCACGUCCUCCUCCGCCAGGGUGUUCUCGGCAUCAAGGUCAAGAUCAUGCGCGGCUCCGACCCCGAGGGCAAGGCCGGCCCCCAGAAGACCCUCCCCGACGCCGUCUCCAUCCUUGAGCCCAAGGAGGAGCAGUCCGUCGUUCAGCCCAUGUCCCAGGACUACGGCGCUAAGGCCGCCCAGGCCCAGGCCGCCGCUGAGGCGCAACAAGCGGAGCAGCAGCCCGAGGCUGGCGAGGAGGCUGAGGCUCAGUCGUAG
Colletotrichum lupini is the source of this 963-nucleotide messenger RNA. Its product is annotated as 40S ribosomal protein S3. The coding region runs from base 1 to 963 and encodes 320 amino acids. Gene Ontology annotation, biological process: translation. Lineage: Eukaryota; Fungi; Ascomycota; Sordariomycetes; Glomerellales; Glomerellaceae. Gene Ontology annotation, molecular function: RNA binding; structural constituent of ribosome. Gene Ontology annotation, cellular component: nucleus; cytosolic small ribosomal subunit. The transcript has 3 exons. The record is from RefSeq and is a predicted model, not a curated record.